This is a messenger RNA of Fusarium vanettenii 77-13-4, 1149 nucleotides long. RefSeq lists its product as uncharacterized. The record is from RefSeq and is a predicted model, not a curated record. The transcript is spliced from 4 exons. The coding region runs from base 1 to 1149 and encodes 382 amino acids. NCBI's taxonomy places the organism in Eukaryota, Fungi, Ascomycota, Sordariomycetes, Hypocreales, Nectriaceae.
AUGGCUUCCACCGGCGACACCAAGGUUGCCUCACUGGCAGCAGGCUUUACGCUUGGCUUCGGCUUGUUGACGGUCUGGGAGGCCAUCAAACAAACACGACGGAACCGCAAUCCUCUGAGGAGCGUCUACAUCUACAUGCUCUGGGGAGAAAUCGCCGCCAAUCUUGCCAUUGCCAUUAUCGGCUGGAUCUUUCUAGAGGGUAUAAUUUCUCCAACCAUACCGGUUCUCUUCUUCAUCUUGUUUUUCUGGGUUUUUGAGGUCCAGCUGCUCAUGCAGAUCAUCGUCAAUCGAAUCUCCAUCAUCGCCGAACAUCGAUCUACAAUCUUUAAACUCAAAUGGGGCACGGCACUCGUCAUCACUUGCAUCAACAUCGCCGUCUUUUGCAUAUGGAUACCCUCACACAUGGUUCCUCCAGCAAGUCAACUCAUUGUUCGCAUCAAUGCGUAUUGGGACCGAGUCUCCAAGGUUCUCAUCCUGUUGGUUGACGCCGGACUCAACUGGUACUUUCUUCGAACUGUCAAGAAGCGCCUUCUUCGGCAGCACCAAUUGAAGAAGUAUGAACCUCUUGUUGGCUUCAACGCGAAGCUCAUGAUUGUCUCCAUCGCCAUGGAUGGCAUGCUCAUUGGACUCAUGUCACUGCCCAACCAAGUCGUAUACAUCCAAUUCCACCCCGUCGCAUACAUGGUCAAGCUCAACAUUGAAAUGUCCAUGGCCUCGCUCAUUACUCGACUCGCCCGAGGUGAAAACGCCGAUGAAUACUACCCCUCGAUGUCACGCUCCAACCACGGCGCGAGCGGACAUGAUAACAGCCACAGCCGAACGGGAAACAGCCCAUGGGCUAACGGAAAUGUCGUCCACAUGAUAAAUAGAUCCAAGGUGGCCGCUGGAGAUUCUGACGAAGAGGCUGUGGGCCCUAUCGGCCGAGCCGGUCCUGGAGCCGGCAUCCAUCGACGAAAGGAUAUUGAAGUCAAGGUGGAGACUGAUACGAAGAUAUACAAAGUUAAACGAGAUGGCGCAAGAGGAAGGGCAUCGGGGAGGGUUGAGGAUGAGCUUCCAUUGACCUCGGACACUGGGCACCCUAAGCAGGCCAUUCACGUUCAGGAGACCAGUCGUGAUCCCUCCAUGACAAGUACCGAGUCGGGAGCUUGA